AUGGCUACUCCAUUGUAUAGCUCAAAACUAUCAGGAUCAAAAUCCAAGAAUUGGAUUAAGGCUGGAUUAGCUGUUUUAUUUACCAAAGAAGGCAUUGAGCCUUUUGUUUAUGAUGAAAUAAAACAGUUCCAGCAGAAAUGUUUGAAAGACAUUAGCAACAACAAUGGAAUUCCUGCUGGUAGCACGUGUUUUAGUUGUUGUACAGAAAACGUUAUUGUUUGUCCUACGAAUAAAAUUUGUAAUGGAGGACGUGGGAAAUGCAAAUUCCACAGAAAUGCUGCAACGCAAUAUCUCCCGUUUGGCUGCCCUAACAAGAUAUGUAAUAAUUUCAAAAAUGAAAUCCAGAAUGCUCAUCGAUUCCACUGUCCAUCCUUUAAAAACACUGAUGCCACACAGUGGUGCACCAAUCCGUGGGAAGUUGCUAAAUGUUUCAUGCCACCUGACGGAUACAAGGAUGUGACGAGUGCAGCAGAAACGGAUUUCAAUGGUAUCAUCAGUGUAAUUAUCAACUAUAAAGCCUUUCAGUCGAAAGUUCAAGAUGACCUUUCCAAAACAUGCAGCAUUUUUGCACAGGGUAGAGAGAUAGGCAAAGCAGUUCGCCAUUCCCCACAAUUAGAGGUGGAGGAUACAGAUCUACAACAGUAUUUUACUGAUUUACUGAAUCUGCUGUCAGAUCCUGCAUAUCUGUCUACUAAUACCGAUGCGAAGAAUGCUAAAACGAAGUUAUUACAGUGCCUCGUAAAGUAA
This is a messenger RNA of Mercenaria mercenaria, 747 nucleotides long. RefSeq lists its product as uncharacterized. The record is from RefSeq and is a predicted model, not a curated record. The transcript is spliced from 3 exons. NCBI's taxonomy places the organism in Eukaryota, Metazoa, Mollusca, Bivalvia, Venerida, Veneridae. Bases 1 to 747 code for a protein of 248 amino acids.